Coccidioides posadasii C735 delta SOWgp is the source of this 2486-nucleotide messenger RNA. RefSeq names its product MFS sugar transporter (gene MFS1). NCBI's taxonomy places the organism in Eukaryota, Fungi, Ascomycota, Eurotiomycetes, Onygenales, Onygenaceae. Gene Ontology annotation, cellular component: plasma membrane. Gene Ontology annotation, molecular function: transmembrane transporter activity. Gene Ontology annotation, biological process: transmembrane transport. The record is from RefSeq and is a predicted model, not a curated record.
GACGUUGGCACUAUUGAGUCGUCUCGAUUCUUAUUUAUAUAUACUCCGUAUACCUUGCUUUUUUCUCGACCAUACAGGAGUCAAAUAGUGCACGUUUGAGCUUUCCUUUUACAAAGGUCCUCCGUACAUACAUACAUCGCUGCUUCUUGAGUUACACCGAUUGUUCGGAUACUUGUUUGCUAAGAUCCCCACGGCCGCAUUCUUUGAUCAACUUUGGGAUCGUCGUUUUCUUGUUUUUAUUUUUUAUUUUUCCAUCCAAUUACAUGUGGAUAUCACUUUGCACAUUUCGAUAACUCCCUAUCUCGUCCCAAAAAGAGAAAAAAAAAAUAAAAAAAAAAAAAAAAAAAGGAAGAAACUAUCGUCCUUCGCUGAUAUGACAUCCUGGAUCAGAAGAUUUCGAAAGGAGUCCAGCGAGCAGGUUGCGACGAAGGAGCCCGGAUCAAUCACGACCGCAUUCAGCGACAAUCCGUCCUCUGAAGCAGAAAAUGAUAAAGAGGCGGCCUCGAUGAACUGUUCCAUCCCUGGGGAGCCAGUGGCAGUCGCGUCACUUGAACAGCCUAGGGACGCGCAAGAGACAAGCGAAAAAAGUGAAAACGCAAGAGCAGAACCUGAAUAUGCCUCGGGAAUAACUCUAUUGAUUAUCAUCAUCGGGCUGUCCCUUGCUGUACUCCUCGUUGCAUUGGACAACACGAUUAUCACGACAGCUAUUCCAACAAUCACUAACCAUUUCAAGGCUCUUGAUGAUGUCGGUUGGUAUGGAAGUUCAUAUCUCCUCACUACCUGUGCCUUUCAGUUGGUGUUUGGGAAGGUGUACACUUUCUUUCCUGUGAAAUGGGUGUUUUUGACCGCCAUCGGCAUUUUUGAAAUUGGCUCAGUUGUUUGCGGAGCUGCGCCAAGCUCCGAAGCUCUCAUCAUUGGCCGUGCUAUUGCUGGUAUGGGCGCAUCGGGGAUAUUCUCUGGUGCUUUGGUGAUUGUCGCUUAUACGGUUCCCCUGGAGAAACGACCCAUCUAUAAUGGCCUUUUCGGGGGUAUGUACGGUAUCGCUUCGGUUGUUGGUCCACUGAUGGGCGGUGCUUUUACAGACCAUCUCUCCUGGAGGUGGUGCUUCUAUAUCAAUCUCCCAAUUGGUGCCGUGACCAUCUUCGCCAUCCUGGUUUUCCUCAAGGCCCCAAAACAAAAUCUCAACACCUCGUUAAGCUGGAAAGCCCGCCUAUUGCAGCUUGAUCCAAUUGGUUCUGCAGCGUUCAUGCCCGGUGUCGUCUGUCUUCUCCUCGCUCUCCAGUGGGGUGGCACCAGAUAUGCCUGGGGCAAUUGGCGCAUCAUCAUUCUUUUCAUUCUCUUCGCGAUAUUGAUCAGCGUGUUCAUUGGAAUUCAAAUCUACAAAGGUGAUGAUGCAACUGUUCCUCCACGCAUUUUCACACAGAGAAGCAUUGCAUCCGCAGCUUUCUUUGCACUCACAUUAGGAUCCUCGUUCUUCAUAAUUGUCUUCUACCUGCCUAUUUGGUUUCAGGCUAUCAAAGGCGCCUCGGCCACAAAGUCGGGAAUCAUGGCUAUUCCACUAGUCUUGGCUUUGGUGAUUUUCUCCUUGUUGAGUGGAAUCGGAACUACCGUUACUGGAUACUAUACUCCAUUUACGUACGUCGCAAGCAUCUUAUCGACAAUUGGGGCAGGUAUGCUCACGACCUUCACUACGACCACCGGCCAUGAAAAGUGGAUUGGGUAUCAAGUUAUCUUCGGCACUGGGCUUGGGUUUGGGUUCCAGCUACCGCUCAUUGCAGCCCAAACCGUACUGCCGCUGGAGGAUGUGGCAGUUGGAACUGUGAUUGUUAUGUUCGCCCAGACGUUUGGUGGAGCGUUGUUCGUGUCUGUUGGCCAGAAUGUUUUCGGCAAUCGCCUUAUGAGCGGCAUCAGGGAAGCAGUGCCAGACAUCGACCCGUCGCUGGUAUUGGAAGUCGGCGCCACCCAGCUCAAGGAGCUGGUACCGCCGGCCCUUCUAGAUAACGUUCAGGAGGCAUACAACGCGGCUCUUACCAACACCUGGUACGUGUCCGUUGCCAUGUCUGCGAUAGGCAUCAUUGGCGCCCUUGGCUUGGAGUGGAAGAGUGUCAAGGGAAAGCAAAUCCAGCCAGGUGUAGUCUAAACAUGGGUCCUUUCGGCCUGCUUGGUGACCCAAAAAUGUCACCCCGCGGCCUCUGAUCCCGCAGGAGGGACAUGGUAUCGACUUCGAGCGUGGUGUUAAGUGAUCGCUGUACUUUUAUGUUUCCUUGGGAGCAUUAUCUGGGAAAUUUAUUUGGCUUUUCGUUUUUCAUGACAAUGUGUUCGCUACGGGAGAGGAUCUCAUCUGCUCUGAGAAAAAGAGCUUGGCGUUUGGCGGAAGAAAUAUCUCAUGCAUAUGUACAGUACAAAGCUCUCUGCUUUGCAAAAAAAAGGGGUGAUAGAUGCAGAAAUCCACAUAGCAUUAUUUAAUGGACAGGGCUAGAGAAGCG